This is a messenger RNA of Setaria italica (foxtail millet), 3874 nucleotides long. RefSeq names its product putative multidrug resistance protein. Gene Ontology annotation, molecular function: ATP binding; ATP hydrolysis activity; ABC-type transporter activity. NCBI's taxonomy places the organism in Eukaryota, Viridiplantae, Streptophyta, Magnoliopsida, Poales, Poaceae. Gene Ontology annotation, cellular component: membrane. The record is from RefSeq and is a predicted model, not a curated record. Bases 16 to 3543 code for a protein of 1175 amino acids. The transcript is spliced from 4 exons. Gene Ontology annotation, biological process: transmembrane transport.
CACUGACGAGACGACAUGUGUUCAUCCUGCCAGAACGUGAUCAAAAUUGUCUGCAUAGCGUGCGCCGCCUGGGUCAUGGCGUUCCUCGAGGGCUACUGCUGGGCGCGGACGGCGGAGCGGCAGGCGUCGCGGAUGCGGGCGCGGUACCUGCAGGCGGUGCUCCGGCAGGACGUGGAGUACUUCGACCUCCGGUCCGGCUCGGCGUCGGAGGUGAUCACCGGCGUCUCCAACGACAGCAUCGUCGUGCAGGACGCGCUGGCCGAGAAGGUCCCCAACUUCGUGAUGUACGUCACCAUGUUCGCCGGCAGCUACGCCGUCGGGUUCGCGCUGCUGUGGCGGAUGACGCUGGUGACGCUGCCGUCGUCGCUCCUCCUCAUCGUCCCGGGCGUCGCGUACGGGCGCGCCCUCACGGACCUCGCGCGCCGGAUCAGGGCGCAGUACGCGCGCCCGGGCGCCAUCGCCGAGCAGGCCGUCUCGUCGGUGCGCACCGUGUACUCGUUCGUGGCCGAGAAGGCCGCCAUGGCGCGGUUCGCCGCGGCGCUCGAGGAGUCGGCGCGGCUCGGGCUCAGGCAGGGGCUCGCCAAGGGCGUUGCCAUUGGCAGCAACGGCAUCGCCUUCGCCAUCUACGCCUUCAACAUCUGGUACGGCGGCCGCCUCGUCAUGUACCACGGAUACCCCGGCGGCACCGUCUUCGUCGUCUCCUCCCUCAUCGUCAUCGGCGGCGUGUCGCUGGGGUCGGCGCUGUCGAACGUCAAGUACUUCUCGGAGGCGACGGCGGCGUCGGACAGGAUCCUCGAGAUGAUACGGCGGGUGCCCAAGAUUGAUUCCGAGAGUGACGCCGGCGAGGAGCUGGCCAACGUUGCCGGCGAGGUGGAGUUCAGGAACGUCGAGUUCUGCUACCCGUCGCGGCCGGAGAGCCCCGUCUUGGCCAGUUUCAGCCUGCGGGUGCCGGCGGGGCACACGGUGGCGCUCGUCGGCCACAGCGGGUCCGGGAAAUCGACGGCGAUCGCGCUGCUGGAGCGGUUCUACGACCCGUCGGCCGGGGAGGUGGCGCUCGACGGCGUCGACAUCCGGCGGCUGCGCCUCAAGUGGCUGCGCGCGCAGAUGGGGCUCGUCAGCCAGGAGCCCGCCAUGUUCGCCAUGUCCGUGCGUGAGAACAUACUGUUCGGCGAGGAGGACGCCACGGAUGACGAAGUGAUCGCCGCGGCGAAGGCGGCCAACGCCCACAACUUCAUCUCGCAGCUGCCACAGGGCUACGACACGCAGGUGGGUGAGCGAGGAGCACAGAUGUCUGGAGGGCAGAAGCAAAGAAUUGCCAUUGCCAGAGCGAUUCUAAGGUCACCCAAGAUCUUGCUCCUUGAUGAAGCCACGAGCGCUCUCGACACCGAGUCCGAGCGCAUCGUGCAGGAGGCGCUUGACGUGGCCUCCAGGGGCCGGACCACGAUCGUCAUUGCACAUCGCCUCUCCACCAUCCGGAAUGCUGACGGUAUAGCCGUCGUGGAAUCCGGUGCAGUCCAGGAGCUAGGCUCUCACUCUGAGCUUAUCGCCAAGAAUGGCAUGUACUCGUCUCUUGUCCAUCUUCAGCAGACCAGAGAUUCGAGUGAGGCCGACGAGGUUGUUGGCGGAACUUGCCGCACAUCUCCUAGUGCAGGGCAAUGCAGCAGCAACACGAGCAAGAUGCUCUCUUCAGCUAGCAGGUCAAAUUGGACAUUGUCCACGGGUGAUGCAGGAGAUGGUGAUGGUGACAGCAAUGAGAAGCCAAAGCUUCCUGUGCCAUCCUUACGAAGGAUGCUUCUCCUCAACGCACCAGAGUGGAAGUACGCACUGGUGGGGAGCUUGAGCGCAAUCCUGACCGGGGGCAUCCAGCCUGUUUACGCAUACUGCAUGGGGUGCACCUUUUCCAUCUACUACUCGGCAGAUCAUGGCGAGAUCAAGCACAAAACAAGGCUGUACGCGCUCGUUUUUCUCGGUCUUGUGGUGAUCUCAUUCUUGCUCAACGUUGGACAGCAUUAUAGCUUCGGCGCCAUGGGUGAGUACCUGACCAAGAGGAUCAGGGAGCGAAUGCUUGAAAAGAUCCUCACUUUUGAGAUUGGAUGGUUUGAUCAAGAUGACUACUCUAGCGGCGCCAUAUGCUCGCAGCUUGCCAAGGACGCCAACAUUGUAAGGUCACUCGUGGGCGACCGAAUAGCCCUGGUGAUCCAGACAGUUUCCAUGGUGUUCAUCGCCUUCACCGUGGGUCUCGUCAUCUCCUGGCGCCUGGCCCUGGUCAUGAUAGCGAUGCAGCCGUUCAUCAUCGCCUGCUCCUACGCCCGGCGCGUCCUGCUGAAGCGCAUGUCCACGAAAUCGACACUGGCGCAGUCCGAGACCAGCAAGAUCGCCGCCGACGCCGUCUCGAACCUCCGCACCAUCACCGCCUUCUCGUCCCAGGGCCGCAUCCUCCGCCUCUUCGGCCGAGCCCAGGAAGGGCCAUACAGGGAGAGCAUCCGGCAGUCAUGGUUCGCGGGUCUCGGGCUCGGCGCCUCCGUGAGCCUCACGGUGUUCUCGUGGGCCCUCAACUACUGGUACUGCGGCAAGCUUAUGGCCGAGCGGCUCAUCUCCGUCGAGGCCGUCUUCCAGACCACCAUGAUCUUGGUCACCACGGGGCGCGUGAUAGCGGACGCGUGCAGCAUGACGACGGACAUCGCCAAGGGCGCCGACGCGGUGUCCUCGGUGUUCGCCAUCCUCGACCGCCAAACGAAGAUCGAGCCCGACGAUCCCAAGGGGUACAAGCCGGAGAAGCUCACCGGGGAGGUGGAGAUUGUAGACGUCGAUUUCGCGUACCCGUCGAGGCCGGAUGUCACCAUCUUCAGAGGAUUCUCCCUGAGCAUAACGGCAGGCAAGUCGACGGCCCUCGUCGGGCAGAGCGGCUCCGGCAAGUCGACCAUCAUCGGGCUCGUAGAGCGGUUCUACGACCCGCUCAGGGGCGUCGUGAACGUAGACGGUAGGGACAUCCGAGCGUACAACCUCCACGCCCUGCGCCGGCACAUCGGGCUCGUCAGCCAGGAGCCGACGCUGUUCGCCGGCACCAUCAGGGAGAACAUCACGCUGGGGGUCGAAGCGGAGGCGCCGGCGAGCGACGCCGAGGUCGAGGCCGCGGCGAGGGCCGCCAACGCGCACGGCUUCAUCUGCGGCCUCAAGGACGGGUACGGCACGCGGUGCGGCGACCGGGGCGUCCAGCUGUCGGGGGGCCAGAAGCAGCGGGUGGCGAUCGCGCGCGCCAUCCUCCGGAACCCGGCGAUCCUGCUGCUGGACGAGGCCACCAGCGCGCUGGACGGGCGGUCGGAGAAGACUGUGCAGGAGGCGCUGGACAGGGUGAUGGUGGGGCGGACGAGCGUGGUGGUGGCGCACAGGCUCAGCACCGUCCGGGGGUGUGACGCGAUCGCCGUGCUGGAGAGAGGGGUUGUCGUGGAGAAGGGCACGCACGCGGCGCUCAUGGCCAGGGGGAGCUCCGGGGCCUACUUUGGGUUGGUCAGCUUGCAGCGGGGAGGGGAGAAGCAGGGCUGAGAUACGUUGUUCGCCGCCGGAGAGAGAAGGACUUUCAGAGUUCGCAGCCCGUUCAGGACAAGUCACCAUUUGGAUUUCACUCGCAGGCAGGAACUCUGAAUGAAUGAAGAGCUGCGGCUCAUAUAGGACUUGCAUUAUAUGUGUCAUCAGUGGCUCAUUUGGACUUGUGUAGUGUUGCGGCUGUACUCGCUUGUCCAGCAAUGCAAUCAAGAGUCAGUUUGUAGCUCAGUAGCUGUAACUUUCUGUUGGUACUCAUGCCUAGCUAUCUGAUCGUGCAGUGGCAACUGUACUGUAAUCUCCACGGGAGAGUGGCGAGACAAAAGAACGAGUU